Molecule: messenger RNA, 1090 nt
Organism: Klebsormidium nitens
Lineage: Eukaryota; Viridiplantae; Streptophyta; Klebsormidiophyceae; Klebsormidiales; Klebsormidiaceae
Source: the annotation of a GenBank genome assembly
CUUCAAUAAAGACGUAUUCUGGCGCCACGCCUAGUUGUCCAUUGUCAAGUUUCGUGAGCUCUACCAUUACUAAGCCUCAGGCUCUGAGUCGGAGUCUAGGCUCUCUACUCUUGGGGCCUUCGGCCUGAUCGAGGCUGAAAACGUCUACGUUGUGCUCAGCAAUCAAAAACUUGAAAAAGGAGCAGUUGAGCUAUUACCUGCAACGCGAAGCUCCCCUUUCCCGACGUGCAGUAGAAGAGGUGCUCUCAGCCAUUCAGGAUGUCGUUCAAUCCACUCGGAGCAGAGGCGUUCAACGGGGAUGAGGUGGCUCCUUUCUUUGGGUUCCUGGGAGCAGCUUCUGCCCUCAUCUUCGCCUGUGCUGGCGCUGCGUAUGGCACUGCCAAGAGCGGCGUGGGUGUUGCGUCCAUGGGCGUCAUGCGGCCUGAGCUGGUGAUGAAGUCCAUUGUCCCCGUGGUUAUGGCGGGAGUCCUGGGAAUCUACGGCCUCAUCAUCGCCGUCAUCAUCUCCACCGGCAUCAACCCCAAGGCAAAGCCGUACUACCUCUUCGACGGCUACGCUCAUCUUGCAUCUGGCCUGGCUUGUGGUCUGGCUGGCCUGUCUGCUGGGAUGGCAAUUGGAAUAGUUGGUGACGCAGGUGUCAGGGCGAAUGCACAGCAGCCGAAGCUGUUUGUUGGAAUGAUUCUGAUCCUCAUUUUCGCUGAAGCUCUUGCCCUUUACGGACUGAUCGUGGGUAUCAUCCUGUCUUCCCGUGCUGGGCAGUCGCGAGGUUAGCAAGCUUCUUUGGUGUCUUGUCUGAUCAGGGAACAAUCUGCUUCAUUGCGACGCAAAGCGCAUCUUUAUCAUGGACAGGACUCAUGGGAAGUCUGAGGUGUUAAACCGCGCUGUACAUGUUGAACAACAAUAUCAUUUGAUUGAAGUGCUGACUCUUGGCACAACUUGAAAAAGUUGCUUAAAUACGCUCAAGUUCUGUAUACUCACGCCUUGGUUGAAGCUCAAGAGCAUCUUACAAAAGAGGGAUGUGAAUAGACUCUGCGUCAAUUUGCAAGUACAAUUGUCUCAGGUCGGUGAUUACAUCAUGCUCAAUUCAUAU